AUCCCCUUUUGCCACUGCUGAUUGGAUCGUCGGACGAGACACCCUGUCCCCACCAUUUGGAACUGGGCCGGCAUUCGUCCGAAGUGGAGUCACAGACUGCAUUCCCAUGGGUCUUGGAUGAUACUUUGACUAAGCUGGGAAUUAAUCCAUAUCCCACUCCGAAUUCACUUGCACGGUUGAAACCUAUUUUCCAACAUUCAACCAGGCGGUACUAUUCGCCACGUGAGCUCCGCGGACCGGAUAUAUAGAUAAACACGUACACCGUACGACUCGAGUUUGUCGCAUCUCAUCUUUCUCGACCUCAAUUUGACAGGCUCUCUCAGAUCCCAAAACCACAAACCAUGAGCUCUCCCAUUAGUGUUGGUGUAAUUGGCGCGACCGGCAAGGCUGGUCAGUCGGUGGUCCAGGGACUGUUGUCGUCACCGUUCGAUUUUGUGAUCACAUCCUUCACACGCCACACCUCCGUCGAUAGCGAGGCGAACCAGAAGCUCCGGGCACACGGGGUGCACAUCACCGGAUAUGACCUCAGCCAGCCCCGCGCGGUCCUGGUCGACCAGCUGAAGGGAAUCGACGCGCUGAUCUCCUGCAUCACGUGGGAGCACCUAGAGCUCCAAAUCCCUUGGAUUAAGGCGGCCAAAGAAGCGGGGGUAAAGCGCUUCGUCCCAUCAGAAUGGGUCGGACCCGCGCCCCGCGGGGUGAUCGAUAUCAAGGAUAAGAAACUCGAGAUCCUCGGUCUGAUCCAGCGAGUUGGACUGCCGUAUACGCUCAUUGACGUGGGCUGUUGGUACCAGGUCUGGGUGCCCAAGAUCCCCUCGGGCCGCACCGACCCCCACCACAGCGUCUAUAUCGACCACCGCAUCGUCGAGGCCGGCGACCAGCGCUUCGCCCUAACUGACAUGGGAGACAUUGGCCGGUACGUGGCGCAGAUCAUCACCGACCCGCGCACCGUGAACCGCCAUGUCUUCGCCUACACCGAGGUCUUGAGCAUGAAUGAGAUCUGGGAAACCAUGGCGCGUGCCAGUGGAGAGACGCCUGAAAAGGAAUAUAUCACGGAAGCCGAGAUCCGCGUCAUCGUCGAGGAAUGCCGGAAGCGACUGGCCGCCAGUUCCGAGAGCGUGAUGCACCCGAGCAACAUCCUCGACAUCGCCAACUUCAACAUGGGCCAGUACCGCAUCUCCUGGUGCGUGCGCGGCGAUAACACCCCCGAGUAUGCCGACUAUCUGGGGUGCUUGGAUUUCUGGAAGCUGUUCCCCGAUUUCCCCCGCGGGCGGAGUCUCGAGUCCUUCUACCGGGAUAUCGUCGAAGGACGCACGACAGAAACAGGGAUGCUUCCUAUGCCGAACAAUGCUUGA
This is a messenger RNA of Aspergillus brunneoviolaceus CBS 621.78, 1352 nucleotides long. Its product is annotated as isoflavone reductase family protein. Bases 342 to 1352 code for a protein of 336 amino acids. The transcript has 4 exons. The record is from RefSeq and is a predicted model, not a curated record. NCBI's taxonomy places the organism in Eukaryota, Fungi, Ascomycota, Eurotiomycetes, Eurotiales, Aspergillaceae.